This is a messenger RNA of Laccaria bicolor S238N-H82, 936 nucleotides long. RefSeq lists its product as uncharacterized. The record is from RefSeq and is a predicted model, not a curated record. Bases 1 to 936 code for a protein of 311 amino acids. The transcript is spliced from 11 exons. NCBI's taxonomy places the organism in Eukaryota, Fungi, Basidiomycota, Agaricomycetes, Agaricales, Hydnangiaceae.
AUGUGGUGUGGGGAGUUUAGUAAUUGGGAGCUGCUGUUCUACAUGAAGCUUCAACAACCGCCUGAAGAUCCUACCAAGCUUUUGGGUGCAAGUUUGAGUGCAUCUACACCUUCUGCGAAACUCUCAACGACAAAAGCGAAAAAUGCGGAAGUUUUGAGCAAUGCCGGGGCACCGCAAAACCUGAUUAUCUGUGGUUGUAUAAAUACUAGACAUCUACGAGGGCCUACAAGUUCUGGCGCCUCCACAAGCGGUGAACUCCAGGCUGAGCGCUGCUGUGUCGUUGACCAUGGAAUUCGAUCCAGUAGCGAUCAAGUCUUUCCUUACCUUCCUCAUGUCACUCGGACUAAUAACCAGGGACCGAUAGCAAUCCUUGUGCAUGAAUAUGUUAUCACAUUCGUCGAAGAAGUCGACAGGAUGUGGUAUCCGACAUUUCACCGCCCACGGAUGAGCUGGAAUUGGGCGUCGUUCUUCUUCUAUCUCAAUCGAUAUCUCGUUUUGUUCGGCCAUGGACCUGUCGUAAUGGAAUUGUUCUGGACAGCAUCAAAUUACUACGACAAAUUGCAACUGCCAUGCUCUCCGAGUAUACCAUCAAUGUUUGGUGAUCGUCAUUCAAGUCACCAUUUCCUUCGCAGAGUCUUGGCCCUGUUGGCUGGACUCGGCAUGGGGGCCAUUGCAUUUGCUUGUAAGUGGUCGGCUAUUGACGGGAAGGAUCGUGUUCCAGAGGUCGAUCUAAUCCUUCCUGUGGGUUCCUCAAUGGUUUCAAUGACGCACCUUCCCGAUUUUAGGGCGAUCCGCGUUGGAGCUGCCUGGGGGGGCAUGCUGAUCUUCGACACUGUCGUUUUCGGCAUGACUCUUUGGAAGUCCCUCACCCUACGGUCAAAAGAGCAAGAUCUGAUCAGUGUACUGCUACGCGAUGCUCGCAGGGACUCAUGCUGA